AGCGCGGCCCUGUCGCUGCCGCGGUCGGAGGCGCAGCCGUGCCCCGGCCCGACGCGGGGCCGCCGUCUCGCCCGUCACAGGCGGCCCGGCCCGGCGGCCGGCGCGGGGCUCAUGGCCAAGUUCUAGGUCAAAUGAUUCGUUCUGUGACAAGACAUCAUGACACUUUGAGUAUGACAGAAGCCCUGAUGCUGCAGCAGAGGCUGGGAAUAUUAAUGGCCAAAUCUAGAGAUCAGAUGGUCUUCUAAAGAAGUCAUGGGUAGCUGUUGUAGCUGUCCAGAUAAAGAAACUGUCCCAGAUAACCACCGAAACAAGUUUAAGGUUAUUAAUGUGGAUGAUGAUGGUAAUGAACUGGGUUCUGGCAUAAUGGAACUUACAGAUACAGAAUUGAUUUUGUACACCCGUAAAAGGGACUCUGUAAAAUGGCACUACCUCUGUCUCCGUCGCUAUGGCUAUGACUCAAAUCUUUUCUCUUUUGAAAGUGGUCGAAGGUGUCAAACUGGACAAGGAAUCUUUGCCUUUAAAUGUGCCCGGGCAGAAGAGCUAUUUAACAUGUUACAAGAGAUAAUGCAGAAUAAUAGCAUAAAUGUAGUAGAAGAACCAGUAGUAGAAAGGAAUAAUCAUCAAACUGAAUUGGAAGUUCCAAGAACCCCUCGAACACCUACCACUCCUGGGUUCAAUGCACAAAGUUUACCUAAUGGCUAUCCCAGAUACCCAUCUUUUGGAGAUGCUUCAUCACAUCCUUCCAGCAGACAUCCUUCUGUUGGAAGUGCACGCCUCCCCUCUGUCGGUGAAGAAUCAACACAUCCUUUACUUGUAGCAGAAGAGCAAGUGCACACUUACGUCAACACUACUGGAGUACAAGAAGAAAGAAAAAAUCGAUCGAGUGUGCAUGUGCCACUGGAAUCAAAGCUUUCAAACACUGAAAUAACUAAAGUGAAAGAAGAUCAGAUGUGUACUGAUGACAGAGAUGCUCAGGUUCUCCUGGAGCCUGAAGGAGUCAAAUUUGUUUUAGGACCAACACCUGUUCAAAGGCAGUUAAUGGAAAGAGAGAAACUGGAGCAACUUGGGAGAGAUCAAGUUAGCGGCAGCAGCACAAACAACACUGAAUGGGACACUGGGUAUGACAGUGAUGAACGUAGAGAAACACCGUCUGGUAAUAAACUGGUAUAUGAAAACAUAAAUAGGUUAUCAAUUCCUAGUGCCUCAGGGGUCAGGAGAGGUCGCUUGACAUCAACCAGUACCUCAGACACCCAGAACAUUAACAACUCUGCUCAGAGGAGAACUGCGCUGUUGAACUAUGAGAACUUGCCAUCCUUGCCUCCUGUUUGGGAAGCCCGCAAGCUGAGUAGAGAUGAAGAUGACAGUUUAGGACCAAAGACCCCAUCUCUGAAUGGCUACCACAAUAACCUAGAUCUAAUGCAUAAUUAUGUCAAUACAGAGAAUGUAACAGUACCACCAAGUGCUCAUAAAGUAGAAUUUACACGACGUCGGGACUGUACGCCAACAGUCUUUAACUUCGACAUUAGGCGUCCGAGUUUAGAACACAGGCAGCUCAACUACAUACAGGUUGACUUGGAAGGUGGUAGUGACUCUGACAACCCUCAGACUCCAAAAACCCCCACCACUCCACUUCCGCAGACACCAACCAGGCGCACAGAGUUGUAUGCUGUGAUAGACAUUGAAAGAACUGCUGCUAUGUCGAGCUUGCAAAAAGCACUGCCCCGAGAUGAUGGUACUUCUAGGAAAACUAGACAUAACAGUACUGACCUGCCUAUGUGAGCCUGGGAAGCAUUGAAUCAUUUGCACCUUUUGUGAAGUUUAUAACAUUGAAGAUGCGAGUACUUUGCAUUUCUUAACACUAAUGCCUUUUAUAGACUAAUAGAACUUCUUCUGCAUACUUCAUGUACUUGUCUAACUAAAGGGAAUUAAUGUAGAGCAAGUAUUCAUCUAGGUAACACUAUUUCAUUCUACAGUAGAAGUAAUUACUGCAUAGCAGCAUCACCACCUUUCACAGUGCCUCUUUAAUUGAUUAGAGUCUGAGUGACAUGCUGGUUUUGGAUUUAUAAAUAUUCUGGUCUGGUGCCUAUACUCAUUACUGGCAUUUAUAACACUUUUUAAAGCCUCUUGAUAUGUGCAUUAUUGACAGGUAAACCUAAUCUUUCAAUGUACGUAUCUUACGUUCAUUUCUCAUUGAAGUGGUUCCUCCAGAAUGAAAUGUAUGUAAUAUGCUAAUUCACUCAGUUUGACUCACACAAGAUACAUUGGUUCAUCUCAAGGAAUAUAAACACCACACCUUUUUUGUCUGUGGGCAAGAAGGCCUCUAAUUCUUGACAGUUUUCUCAACUUGUGUGAUUUUUGAGAGGUCCCAUUGAUGCUCGUUGAUCAGAGCUAUAAACACAUCUAAAUCCAGCCUUAAGCUCCUUCCGCUAGAAUAGAAUUCCAAGUCGCAUAUCAAAUUCCCUGUGAAAUCUGGCAAAAUUGUAAUCCCACUAGCAUUUUGGGGUUUUUUGUGGAGGAAUUCACAGGUGGGCUGUAUGAAUUAAGGCUCUCUUGUCAUUUCUUAGUUCAGUGUCCUUUCCUUUCUUUGCAUUUGUAUGUUUCUUUUUUAUUUGUUCCAUAAUGUCUUGUUUUGAAAGUCAAAAUUUUGUACAUAGCUUUAAUUAUUGUUCAGGGUCGUAUAUGUGUUUGUCUUACUCUCUGCAUUUGACAAAGAAAGACUCUUGAAGGUCAAAUAGUUGUCUUUGUCCAGUGUUCUACUUUUUUAUGCCUGACAGAAAUAUCCCAGCUCUCCAGCAGCAUGCAUUAUUGCACAACUGGAAAGGUUUAUUAUGCAGUUAUUGUCUUCCUCUAAAGCAUCAAACACAGGUUACACGGGAGGCAGGGUACUGGACUUGAUAGUUCUUUAUAGAAAGUUGUACAUUCUAGCAGUGUGCAUCCAUAGGUGAUAGUGUACUUUAAUUUAGAAAGAUAUGUAGUAAAUUAUCUGAAGGUAGUAUUAUCUACAAGCAUAAUUCUUUUCCUUUUGCAGUUGGUGAAUUUGGUCACAACAAUGGCUGCUCAGUGUUACAGGUACAUCCAGGUAGAAUGUUCUUUGUUGAAUAUGCCAGAUGCACCCUUAGAAGUUUUUAUUUUGUUUUGUUUAUUAAUACUCUGAAUAAUCUUAGAAUUCUGGCAGUAUUGCAGGCGCACCUUGGUACUAGCAGUAGAAGAGAUUGCUCUUGAGCCUGUGAUUGCAAAGGAACUGACACUUGUGUGAACUGGUAUGAUGUAAAAUAACCCCUGAACUGUGAGGAAAAAUAUGCACGAAAAGCCAUUCGGAAAUCCGGAAAAGCAUUAAGGGUCUUCAUGCAAUAUUUGAAUUGAAGUUUUAUAAAAAAAAACUUAGUUGUUUUCAGUCUUUUAAAUUGGUGUGUAUUUCUGUUCCUCUUUUUUCUUUGGUCUUCUCUCGUUUAGUAGUGGCAGCAGUAGUAGCACCUGAAAUACCUGUGUCUUGCCACACCAUUAGCUUGUAUCAGGCAACCUUUUCACUCUGACUUUCAUUAUUUUUUACAGACUGUAUGGUACUGAAAUACCAGAUGCACAAAGACCAUAAUUUGCAGAAGUAAAAGAUGGGAGUCACUGAGACCAUUAUGAGGAACUUAAAUGAGAUUUAAGAAAAAAAAUCAAUCCUCAUUAAUGAUUUCGUGAUCAGCCUCUGCAUAUUCUUGUGAUAGGCUUGCUGACUUGGUACUCAAAAAGGUAAUGACUACCUAAAGCUAGGUCUGCAGCCUCUUGAAAGGAGCCAGGUGGGGGUCAGCCUCUUCUCCAAGGCAACUAAUGAUGGGACAAGAGGCCAUAGUCUUGAGCUGCACCAGCGCAGGUUUACGUUGGACAUUAGCACAAAAUUCUUCACAGAAAGUACGAGUAGACAUUGGAAUGGGCUGCCCAGAGAGGUGGGGGAGUCACCGUCCCUGGAGGUGUUUGGGGAAAGACUGAACGUGGCACAGAGUGCCAUGGCCUAGUUGACGAGGUGGUGUUCAGUCAUAGGUUGGACUCCAUGAUCUCAGAGGUCUUCUCCAACUUAAUUGAUUCUGUGAUUCUGUAAGUGUUCCCACACAUCUUUGCCAUUGCCUCACCUUAUGCUAUGGACCAGUCUUGGUCUGUACUGAAGAGAAAUUACCAUGCAUUGCAAAAUACUUACUGGGUUAAUAAUUCUGGUGUGAUUCUUGUUCUUAGUGUAUAGCUCACUAAAGUUUGUGAGCUGAACUAAGCUUCAGCCUGUGUUUUGAGACAAACGUCUUUGAUCUAACUAGCUGCUUAGAAAUAUUUGGUCCUCAUCUGUACAGUUUGGACAAAUUAAUUGGACCCUAAAAACACACCUGUGAGGCAGGGAAGUAAUAUUCUUAACUGCCAAAUAUGGAAACAGGUUUCAGGUAAAUUUUAAGUGACCUGCUGAAAUUUCAACAACCAGGCAUAUCUCUCCUUAGUUCCAGUGCACUGUCCUAUGCAUUUAGUCUCAGUAGUUUCAGAUAAAAGGAAUGGUCUGAGAAUUUUUUUAUCUUGUUGCAAGUUUCACAAUAUUUUCCUAGCUCUGGUCCCCAGAAUUGAGAACAUACUGAAAUGUCAAUUUUUGUAGCCUUAAUUAUGCUAACAAGUCUGAUGACAUACUUUCCAGGACUACUUUUUUAACCUCUUACUUUUUACAGAUGGGAUAAUGCUUUCUCAUUUUGUGUAUGCUGCAAACAUAUUGAGUAGUCCCUGUUACCCACACUACUCAUCUUUAGCAUUCCUUAUUUUCUGCCCCUUGAAGUAGAUGCAGUUGCAAUGCACUUUACCCUUUUAGACUUGGUAAAUAUUUUUUUUCAAUUUUUCUUUUAAAGGCUGGGAUGUUAGAUUUAGUUUCUGUAAUCUAGGAUUCAGUUUUCAGCUGAAAUCUCUCCACAGUAUUUAGAUCAUAUUUAUUUUGGGCCUACAGGUAUAUAGACCGAGAAA
Molecule: messenger RNA, 4971 nt
Organism: Empidonax traillii (willow flycatcher)
Lineage: Eukaryota; Metazoa; Chordata; Aves; Passeriformes; Tyrannidae
Gene: FRS2
Product: fibroblast growth factor receptor substrate 2
Exons: 7
Coding region: 253-1779 (508 amino acids)
Biological process (GO): cell surface receptor protein tyrosine kinase signaling pathway
Cellular component (GO): cell-cell junction; cytoplasm
Source: RefSeq, a predicted model, not a curated record